Messenger RNA from Ilex paraguariensis (yerba mate), 693 nucleotides. NCBI's taxonomy places the organism in Eukaryota, Viridiplantae, Streptophyta, Magnoliopsida, Aquifoliales, Aquifoliaceae. The record is from the annotation of a GenBank genome assembly.
CCCCCCUCCCCUCUUCAGACAUACGUACCAAACAGCCCCCGGGAGUUUCCAUACCAAUCAAAACUGUUCCAUCUGAGAAGAGCAAGGUUUUCCAAAUGGGUACUAAUAACAAAUGGAAAAACACUGCUCUUCUGGUCAUAGACAUGCAGAAAGAUUUCUUAUUACCAGGUGCUCCGAUGCUUGUAAAUGGUGGCGAAGCUAUUGUCCCUAAUGUUAUCGAGGCUGUUGAGGUUGCUAGACGCCGUGGCAUCCUCGUUGUUUGGGUUGUACGUGAGCAUGACCCUCAGGGAAGGGAUGUUGAACUGUUUCGCAGGCAUUUGUACUCUGCUGGGAAACCAAAACCGACCUCUAAAGGUAGUGUAGGGGCAGAACUAGUUGAUGGUCUAGUGAUCAAGGAAGAAGAAUAUAAACUGGUGAAGACGCGUUUCAGUGCAUUCUUUGCUACACAUCUUCAUUCGUUUCUUCAGGGCUGUGGGAUUAGUAAUUUAGUUAUCAUUGGUGUUCAAACUCCAAAUUGCAUCAGGCAGACUGUCUUUGAUGCAGUAGCAUUGGAUUACCCAUCUGUUGCUGUUAUUGUUGAUGCCACGGCUGCUGCAACACCUGACGUACAUGCUGUUUUUAUGAUUGGGAAUGCUUAAUAUUAGCAGUGGAAUAUUACAAUUUGGGAGUUGUGACAAUAACAGCACAUUCGUG